Alligator sinensis (Chinese alligator) is the source of this 1506-nucleotide messenger RNA. RefSeq names its product hyaluronan and proteoglycan link protein 2 (gene HAPLN2). The coding region runs from base 372 to 1433 and encodes 353 amino acids. The transcript has 9 exons. Gene Ontology annotation, biological process: cell adhesion. Gene Ontology annotation, molecular function: hyaluronic acid binding. Lineage: Eukaryota; Metazoa; Chordata; Crocodylia; Alligatoridae. The record is from RefSeq and is a predicted model, not a curated record.
GCCUUGACUCAUGGGUGUGCAUUGUCCUGCCCGUGCAGCUGUUGUGAUGGAAGCCCACUGAAAAUCCAGCCCGUUGCAUCCCAUUCUAGCUGCCAUUCAUUCAGCUGCGAUCCCUGUCGGAUGAAAGCUCACCCUCGUCCCCAGCCGCGUGAGGAGGACGAGAGCAGGGUACAUCUGGACCGAGGGCCCGAAUCACAGCCCGGGGAAGCCUUUCUACUGAGUGCAAUGGCUUCAGGAUCAGGCCUUAGGCAAAAUGAGGCAGAGCAGAGAGGCUUGCUCUGCUUGACCCUGCUCCCGGGGCUGGAUUAAGGCCCAGCUCUUCAAUGGGCCAGUACCUGGAGACAGGCAAGCUCCUGGGCUCCUGAUUCACUAUGCACCAGCUUUUGCUGCUGGCUUCUGCCUAUCUCUCCUCCCUGCCUGCUGCCUUCACCAUUUACCAGAAGGCAACUGGGAAUCCAGCGGCUGCCCCGCGCCUGCAGUACCUGCUGGAACCGCUGCACGAGGUGGUCCACACCCAGCGCGGUGCCACGGUCACCCUGCCCUGCGUGCUGCGCUCCCUGCCCACCAGCUACAAGGUGAAGUGGAGCAAGGUGGAGCCGGCCAACUUCCUGGAGAACAUCGUCCUCAUCACCAAUGGGGCUCAGCACAAGAACUAUGGGCACCUGGGCGCCCGGGCUCGCCUGCGCCGUGGCCACCGCCUCGAUGCCUCCCUCACCAUCACCAACGUGGCGCUGGAGGACGAGGGGCGCUACCGCUGCCAGCUUGUCAAUGGCUUGGAGGACGAGAGCCUCUCCCUGAGUCUGCAGCUGGAGGGUGUCGUCUUCCCCUACCAGACGGGCAACGGGCGCUACAAGUUCAACUACUUCGAGGCCAAGCGGGCAUGUGAGGAGCAGGACUCCCGGCUGGCAACCUACCAGCAGCUGUACAAAGCUUGGACCGAAGGGCUGGACUGGUGCAAUGCAGGGUGGAUUCUCGAUGGCACAGUCCACUACCCCAUCAUCAACUCCCGUGAGCCUUGUGGGGGACGCCUCCUCCUCCCGGGCGUCCGGACCUAUGGGGCCAAGGACAAGCAGAAGGACCGGUUCGAUGCGUUCUGCUUCACCUCCGCCAUGAAAGGCCGGGUCUACUUCAUCCGUGGCCACCUCAACUUCAAGGAGGCCGGGCAAGCCUGCCGCAAUCACGGCGCCACCAUCGCCAAGGUCGGGCAGCUCUACUCAGCGUGGAAGUUCUCGCAGCUGGACCGCUGUGAUGGGGGCUGGCUGGCGGACGGCAGCGUGCGCUAUCCCAUCACCAUCCCCCGGGCCCGCUGUGGGGGCCUCCCAGACCCCGGCGUCCGGAGCUUUGGUUUCCCCAACAAGGAACAGAGGACGUAUGGGACCUACUGCUACUCGGAACUAGGUGCUGGUUUGGAGAUACCCCAAGGAAGACACUGAGGCAGCAACUGAAGCUGGCGGCGGACCAGAGCCAAAUCAGUUCCAACCAACUGAAGACUCGAGGAGCUGAAUG